This is a messenger RNA of Grosmannia clavigera kw1407, 1005 nucleotides long. Its product is annotated as major facilitator superfamily transporter maltose permease. Lineage: Eukaryota; Fungi; Ascomycota; Sordariomycetes; Ophiostomatales; Ophiostomataceae. The transcript is spliced from 2 exons. The coding region runs from base 1 to 1005 and encodes 334 amino acids. Gene Ontology annotation, molecular function: carbohydrate:proton symporter activity. Gene Ontology annotation, cellular component: membrane. The record is from RefSeq and is a predicted model, not a curated record. Gene Ontology annotation, biological process: carbohydrate transport; transmembrane transport.
AUGGCCAGCACAUAUAUUGCAGAAAUCUGCCCUCCUACAAUCGCCGGCUUCUUGACGGCAUUCGUGAGUUGCUGUUGGGUCAUAGGCCAGCUUUCCUCAUCCGGAAUACUCUGGGCCAUGAUUGGCCGUGAAGGCGUUGCCGCCUUCCGGAUUCCUAUGGCUGCGCAGUGGAUCAUCCCGGUUCCUAUCAUCGUGGGCUGUUAUUUUGCGCCUCCUUCGCCCUGGUGGCUUGCACGUCGUGGACGCCUCUCAGAGGCUUUGGACGCUCUGAAAAGGCUUGCAAAUCGGUCUGCACAGGAUUCGUCUUUGACGACGUUGGAUCGCGACCCGCCUCUGACGACUCCGAUCAUUCGCCUCGUCGAGAUUCAGGAAGUUAUUGCUCUGGAGGAGAAUGAUUUGCACAUUGGUGCUACAUACAAGGAUUGCUUUCGAAAGACCAACCUCCGCCGGAUGGAAAUUUCCGUUAUGACCAACCUAGGCCAGAACAUUGCUGGCUUUGCCAUUGCCAGCCAGCUAGUUGACUUUAUGCGGCUUGCUGGACUCGACAGCAGUGACUCGUUCAAGAUGGCCUUUUGGGCAACGCUAAGCCUGUCGCCCAAUACAGUUGCUUGUGCCGUGAGCGCCUCAGAUCUUCGGACCAAAACCCUCGUCCUGUCGCGGAUGGCAAGCGAUGCGACUAACCUGGUCCAGGCGGCUGCCGGUCCCUACAUGUUAAGUGUUGAGUACGGAAACCUACAAGGAUACGCAGCUUUUCCAGCUACGGCUGCAGUUGUGGUGUGGAUAACAUGGGCCAUCUUUCGCCUUCCAAGAACAGAUGGGAUUCCACAGCGGAUCAUUGAUCAUCUAUUCCAGACAGGCGUUCCCGCUCGACAAUUUCCAAGAGAAGCCGAGAAGAUACAGGAGUGGGAGGCCUCUGCAAACCGGGUGGACGACAGCAAUGCGAGAGGCUUUGAUUUACAGAUGGUGGAGCAUAGCAUCGUUCAGCUCGGACAUGAUCGUGUAUAA